UUUUUUCCCCUAUCUUGCCUCCUGAGUUUUUUCUUUUCUGGGUGUUGCCUGUUCGGAUUACAACUUUGGAGUUUCACCGGGUGUUGCUGAGAAGGACACACAAUCUGGAUAACUUUCUUAAACGACGACAUUAUAUUAACUUUUGGAGCGCAGUCGAAGGCACUUUGGUUACGUUGCCAAGCGACACCGGCUGGUUUUAUUUUAGCCGCCGUUAGCCUCUGCUAAGCUAACUGAAACCAUUUACCGUUGGCUGGGUUGCUAGCGACAGAGGCGACCAAUGCAGGCCAUUAAGUGUGUGGUGGUGGGGGACGGGGCUGUGGGGAAAACAUGCCUGCUCAUCAGCUACACUACCAAUGCCUUCCCUGGAGAGUACAUCCCAACAGUCUUUGACAACUACUCUGCCAAUGUGAUGGUGGAUGGCAAACCGGUGAACCUGGGCUUGUGGGAUACAGCGGGACAGGAGGACUACGAUAGGCUGAGGCCUCUGUCCUACCCUCAGACAGAUGUGUUCCUGAUUUGCUUUUCACUAGUCAGUCCGGCCUCCUUUGAAAACGUCCGUGCCAAGUGGUACCCUGAGGUGAGACACCACUGUCCCAACACGCCCAUCAUCCUGGUGGGCACCAAGCUGGAUCUGAGAGACGACAAGGACACGAUUGAGAAACUGAAGGAGAAGAAGCUUAGCCCCAUCACCUACCCUCAGGGCCUGGCCAUGGCUAAAGAAAUAAGUGAGUUGAACAGUGAUGCAAAUUAG
Messenger RNA from Notothenia coriiceps (black rockcod), 751 nucleotides. Its product is annotated as ras-related C3 botulinum toxin substrate 1-like. The record is from RefSeq and is a predicted model, not a curated record. NCBI's taxonomy places the organism in Eukaryota, Metazoa, Chordata, Actinopteri, Perciformes, Nototheniidae. Gene Ontology annotation, biological process: small GTPase-mediated signal transduction. Gene Ontology annotation, molecular function: GTPase activity; GTP binding. The transcript has 5 exons. Bases 278 to 751 code for a protein of 157 amino acids.